Penicillium griseofulvum is the source of this 1302-nucleotide messenger RNA. RefSeq names its product DUF890 domain protein. Bases 1 to 1302 code for a protein of 433 amino acids. The record is from RefSeq and is a predicted model, not a curated record. Lineage: Eukaryota; Fungi; Ascomycota; Eurotiomycetes; Eurotiales; Aspergillaceae. Gene Ontology annotation, cellular component: nucleus. Gene Ontology annotation, molecular function: 23S rRNA (adenine(1618)-N(6))-methyltransferase activity. Gene Ontology annotation, biological process: rRNA base methylation. The transcript has 10 exons.
AUGGAAUCUGCCCGAAGUCUCUACAAAAAUGGCAUUGAUUUUGCAGCCUUGGCGCUGCAAUCUCGCGACUUCGCCAAGCACUUGAACCCAAAUGGCCAGCUGGACUUUUCUGAUCCAGCCGCCAUCCGACAACUCACCACCACCCUCCUACAACAAGAUUUUCACCUGAAAGUCGAGAUCCCCAAGGAUCGAUUGUGUCCACCGGUACCAAAUAGACUCAACUAUAUCCUCUGGCUGCAAGACCUCCUUGACUCCAGCGCUGGAGGGCUGUAUGAGAGGUACGAUCAAGAUCGGGAGGUCGUGGGCCUCGACAUCGGAACGGGAUGCAUCGGUAUCUACCCCCUACUAGGAUGCGCGACGCGACCACGGUGGAACUUCGUAGCAACAGAUAUCGACUCAAACAAUAUCCGCACUUCCCAACAUAAUGUCGCCCUGAACAAUCUCGAAUCACGGAUUCAGAUAGUACAUUCCGAUCCCAACGGACCGCUCUUUCCGUUAGAGAAGCUAGGCCGCCAAACCCUCGACUUCACCAUGUGCAACCCACCCUUUUACACCUCGGCCGAGGAUCUGAAGAAAUCUGCUGAGCAGAAAGAACGAGAUCCCUUUUCGGCCUGCACUGGCGUCGAAGUCGAAAUGGUGACCAGCGGCGGAGAAAUAGCUUUCGUGAAGAAAAUGAUCGAAGAGAGUCUCCAACUACGUGACCGCAUCCAGUGGUACACGUCCAUGCUCGGCAAGUUGAGUAGCAUCAACGUACUCGUUGAGAUGCUGCUCAAGCACGAGAACCACAAUUUUGCAGUCACCGAGUUCGAACAGGGAAGCAAGACGAAGCGCUGGGCUAUAGCGUGGUCGUGGGGAGACAGAAGGCCAGCCAUGAAUAUUGCGCGGGGAAUCCCCGGUUGCCCGAAGAGUCAUUUGCCUUUCCCUUCAGAUUUCACAUUCACGCUACCACCUGAUACAUCAAUCGACACAGCCAUUGCUACAAUAAAUGCAGAACUCAGCUCGUUGCCUUGGUUUUGGUCUUGGGAUCAGGCCCGUUCGGCAGGGAUGGGAUUCGCUGGUGAGAAUGUGUGGUCGAGAUUCGCCCGUCGGAAGAUGAAACUGGCCGGUGAGGAGGGUGCCGCUAAGUUGAAGAUGAUUCCAGCCCAGGUUGCGCUGGGAGUACGUGUGCAGAUACGGCUGGUCCGGGGGCAGAAACCGGAUGAGAGAGAGGUGAGGGUUUUAGUCCGCUGGGCGCAGGGGACUGACACUGUCUUGUUCGAGAGCUUUUGUGGGAUGGUGAAGAGGAAGUUGGAAUCAAAAUGA